Messenger RNA from Spathaspora passalidarum NRRL Y-27907, 210 nucleotides. RefSeq lists its product as uncharacterized. The record is from RefSeq and is a predicted model, not a curated record. The transcript has a single exon. NCBI's taxonomy places the organism in Eukaryota, Fungi, Ascomycota, Pichiomycetes, Serinales, Debaryomycetaceae. Bases 1 to 210 code for a protein of 69 amino acids.
AUGAGUAUAUACAAGAAAUGGAUGGCCUUGCCAGCAAACGGUCGUUAUACCAUCGCUGGAUUAACCAUGGUCCUUGCAUAUGCCGGUGAUUAUUUGUGCACUAAGUUGUGGGAAGAGCAAGAGGCUCGUGCUGAAGUGUUGAAGAGGGUUGAAGAACAACGGGCAAAACAACAGGGUGCUCCAGCGGUCGCUGCUGAAAAGAAAAACUAG